Messenger RNA from Cutaneotrichosporon oleaginosum, 696 nucleotides. RefSeq lists its product as uncharacterized. The record is from RefSeq and is a predicted model, not a curated record. Lineage: Eukaryota; Fungi; Basidiomycota; Tremellomycetes; Trichosporonales; Trichosporonaceae.
CUUCCUCUCUUGCCAUCACUCCUUCUCCCACUCUCACUACCAACAUGCUCUUCGGCGCCCUCGCCCUCCUCGCCAACGCGGCCUCCGCCCUCGCCGCCAUCCAGGUCAUCCAGCCCUCCAAGGACCUGUGGUGGGUCAACAACGGCCAGAACACCCUCGCAUGGACCGGCUCGGCGCCGCCCAACGACUUUGUCGUCAUGCUCUCGAACCCCGACACCAAGCUGCUCACGGCUGACAACGCUAUCGGUGCCAUUGCCCAGACCUACAUGUACUCGCUCACCGUCCUUCCCGUCAAGUGGAACGCUGGUACUGGGUACACCAUCAAGCUCGUCAACCCAUUGAAUGGCACCGACGUGUACGCCGUCUCGGAGCCCUUCGAGAUCAAGCCCGAGGGCUCUACCUACGCCACCGGUGUGACCAGCGCUGCGGGCACGCUCGCCGCGACGAGCUCGGACACUGCUGCGAACACCACCGCUUCGUCGGCCGCCGCCACGCCGACCUCUAACGGUGCCAUGUCCAACGCCGUCCCCGCUGCUGCUGCCGUCGCCGUUGCCGGCGCCGCCUACCUCCUCGCCUAGGCGAGUACUCCCUGCUUUACUUGAGCGGGGCAACUUUCUAUACUCUCGUGUCAUGGACUGUGCUAGGCGUAGCGUAAAUCGAUGCAUAAUAGCCGUUAGCCGGUGUUGUGUUGUGUGA